AUGUUCUUCUUCCUGGUGCUUCUUUAUGCGAUUGGGGUCAGCUCAGUCCCUUAUAAGGGCAUUGAUAUUGCUGGCGUCAAAUUAAAUCAUUUCGAGUCGGCCACUUUACUCUCCUCGUCUCUUCUAGACAGUCGAGCUCUUCCCGUAGGAACUUGCAAUGCCGAUACACCUUGCGAUAAUGCUGCCUGUUGUGGCGGGAAGAACAAUAACCUAUGUGGAUAUUCGCCCGGCGAAUGCGGUACUGGCUUUGGCGGCUGCGGAGAUGUCAACCGGCCAUCAUGCGGUGGUAACUCUAUAGCGAAGAGGACGAUAGGUUAUUACGAGGCGUGGUCCGCUACCCGUAAAUGCCAGGCCGCCACCCCUGAAGAUCUCAACCUGAAUGGAUUCACGCACAUAAAUUUUGCCUUUGCCUUCUUUGAUCCAAAGUCGUUCGAGAUUGCACCUAUGGACAGCAGCACUGGGGUGCUCCUGGGUCGGUUCACGGCGCUCAAAGACAAGCAUACUGGACUUGAGACUUGGGUUUCCGUGGGUGGUUGGUCGUUUACCGACCCGGGUCCAACCCGCUCCGCUUUCAGCGAAAUGACCAGUUCCGCAGGGAAUCGAAAGAAAUUCAUCGGCGGAUUAAUUAGCUUCAUGGACCAUUAUGGCUUUGAUGGGGUUGACCUGGAUUGGGAAUACCCUCAGGCCGAUGAUCGCGGUGGCAUUACGGCCGAUAAAGCAAACUAUGUCAGCUUAGUCAAGGAGCUGAGGUCCGCCUUCGGCGACAGAUAUGGCAUAUCUUUAACCCUUCCAACAUCUUACUGGUAUCUUCAGCAUUUCGAUUUAGGCUCCAUCCAUGCUAACGUUGAUUGGUUCAACUUUAUGACUUAUGACCUACAUGGGGUUUGGGACGCCCAAUCCAAAGCUCUCGGUCCGCAUAUUGCGCCGCACACGAACGUUACUGAAAUUGAUAUGGGUCUUGACCUGUUGUGGCGCGCCGGCGUCCCGCCAGCAAAAGUUGUGCUGGGGCUUGGAUGGUAUGGAAGGAGUUUCACUUUAUCUGACCCUUCUUGCAACACACCGAAUGGUGUUUGCGAAUUUUCAGGGGGUGCCAACGCAGGACCAUGCUCCGAUGCUAGCGGAAUCUUGACGUUGCAAGAAAUCAAGGAUGUCAUAUCGACUAACAAGUUAAACCCCGUAUGGGAUAAAACCGCCGAGGUCAAGUGGAUUACUUGGGAUAGCAAUCAGUGGGUAUCAUAUGAUGAUGACGAUACAUUUGACCAGAAGCGAAAGUUCGCGAACUCGCGCUGUCUUGGAGGUACUAUGAUCUGGGCGAUGGAUCAAGUUGAUCAGAAUUCCGAUAAUGGGCUAGCCCCGGCACCAGGAAUCACUACGCAAGACCAAGCCGAUGCGAAACAGAGCAGUGAUGAUAUUGCCGCCGGUAUCACAUGCUAUACGACUGACUGUAACGAAAGUUGCAAGAAGGGGACCAACGAGGUCGCGCAGAUGAACGGCCAACCUGGCAAGCUAUCCACUAACGAUCGUUGUAAGGCGAACCAAUAUCGCUCGCUUUGCUGCGCGGACGGUACACGUAUGGGAACAUGCCAAUGGCGUGGAUAUCGUGGAGUUGGAUUAUCUUGCAUGGGCGGUUGUGACGAUGGCGAAACCGAGGUAGUCCAAGACACCAACAGCCACCAGAAAUCAGGGGAUCGUACUUGCACCGGAGGCAUACAAAGUUUCUGUUGCAAAGACUUCAAGCCAUCUCCUUCCGUGAGCGACUUAAAGGACAAGGCCGUUGAUGCAGCUAAGGAGGCAGCCGAAGCCGCGGCCGAGCAGGCUGCUCUAGACAUAGCAGCCAAAGCUUUCUGUCGCCUAGCAGUACCUGCUCUUCUGGCGCCAUUGGAGCUGAUAGAAGCUGCCAUACCUAUUUUCGGCGAGAUUGCCGAUAUUGCUGAGAUUGCUGCUACCCCAGCUCUAAUCCAACUGUGCGUGAAGGGGGUAGAGAAGGAGGGGAAAGCUGUCUUCAAAGUAUUUGGGAAAAAGCACACCCUCACCCUGGAUAAGCCAUCCGCGACUCGGGAAUCUCGACCCCCAGAAUCAAGCCACACCCGUGCCAAAACGAGCAGCGACAGCUGUCCUAAAAAUAUGAAGAGAGCAGACUGUAUCAAGCCACUCCAUAAGACCACGAUAACAGAAAUCGUCGAUAAUUUCAGGCAACCCCCAGACCCAAUCAUCUGUGAUGGUGAUGAUAGCUUGCCCCUCUCUCAUCCACAGGCGUGCUUAAACUACCGUUCAAUCAUACAACAUAAUCCAGGUUAUGCCACGUUAACCUGUCCAUACUACCCAAAGCCAGACGGCAAAGGCCGCCCCGUGAGUAAAAGAUGGACGCAACAGCGCAAUUUGAAAGGAUAUAAGCCCUUUAUGGAACAGCAAGACUGUUCGCCCGAUGAGUAUCCACCGGCAGCUAUAUGCGACUUUAACGACGGCUGGGCAGCGAUACCUUCCAAGGUUCCAGCGCUGGAUGCACGCCCACUAGCCGACCGGGGCCAGAAAAUCCGUCUCCUGGACGCCCAAGACAAUAAGAAUGCGGGAAAUCUCUUCGCCGGCUGUAAACGAGUCGCGGAAUAUGACCUAGACAGAGAUAACGCCAUAAUCACAAAAGGCCCAGGUCGUCGGGCUGUAGAAACAACCCUCCAUCGAAUGCGCGCUGUUUAUAACCGCCGCCGCUUCACUAUGGACUUUGUGAACCUUCCAAAUUUAGCAGAUGACGGCCUGCAAGAUAACGAGUGCCAACCCGAAAUUGACGGUACCUCUCAUCCCGGUUUCGUGCUGCUCAAUGAAGACCAGUGGUUUAACGCUCAUCCGGCCGAAGCAGCAUCGAGAGCCGGCUGGGCGAGUCCUCCUAGCCGUAAGAAGCGCGACUGGGUUGAGGCUCUGGAUAAACUGGUUAUCGUUGACUCCAACUCAACGCGCGCGGCCACGCCGGCCGAGCUGCGAGACGAAUUUGGCUUUGAAGAUUGUGCUGACGAAACGUGUUCGCGGGAACUAGAAGCUCUAAGAGCUAUAGUAGCCACAGUGAGAGAGAGGGCAUUCCCAACCGCACCUCUAGAAGUAGAAGCUGCCGCUACUGCAUCUGCGACCACAGCUGCGGCAGACGCGGAUGGUGUUGAAUCGCCGAGUCGACCUGGGUCCGAUUUUGUGGGACCUGCAUUUCCUGCUAGAACUGGUCGUGCGGAUAGAGGUAACUAA
Hypoxylon trugodes is the source of this 3228-nucleotide messenger RNA. Its product is annotated as family 18 glycosyl hydrolase. Gene Ontology annotation, molecular function: hydrolase activity, hydrolyzing O-glycosyl compounds; chitin binding. The record is from RefSeq and is a predicted model, not a curated record. Bases 1 to 3228 code for a protein of 1075 amino acids. Lineage: Eukaryota; Fungi; Ascomycota; Sordariomycetes; Xylariales; Hypoxylaceae. The transcript has 10 exons. Gene Ontology annotation, biological process: carbohydrate metabolic process.